AUGCCGGGCGUCAAGAUACUGCAAUCGCGCAUGUAUCACGAUGUCCCUCCGGACCUCCAGACCAAGUUGGACAUGAACCCGACCCUCAUAGUGUCAUGGUGGUGUACAUUGUUCGCUCUGACAGCCAUCUUGAUCCGGCUACUCGGUCGGUGGGUGCGCACAGAACGAUUGUUUCGGGAAGACAAGAUCAUGUUCUACAGCAUCAUUCCGCUCAUGAUCCGCAUGGGUUUCGUGCAUGUCGUCCUGAUCUGGGGAACCAACAACAUCAAGGCCGACGGAUUGACGCCGCUGGAGAUCCGGCAUCGUGAGAUUGGGAGUAAACUGGUUUUGCCUGCCCGCAUCUUCUAUGCUGCCUUUAUCUGGGUCGCCAAACUCACCGUCCUCGAGUUCCUCAAGCGGCUGAUUGGAAAAUCAUGGGCCAAGUCAUACGAACUGGGGCUGCGUUUCAUCUAUGGCUUUGUCAUUGUCACGUAUAUCGCAGUCGUCAUCGCCACUCUGACCGAAUGUCAACCCUUUUCACAUUACUGGCAGGUCGUGCCGGAUCCAGGCCCUCAAUGUCGAGAAGGGUUGGUGCAAUUGAUCGUCAUGGGAGUCUGUGAUAUGGUCACCGACGUUGUACUGAUUGCUUUUCCCAUCCCGCUUGUCAUCCAGUCUCAAAUGCGGCUCAGCAAGAAAAUAUCCCUGGUGGCGCUAUUCUUGCUCUCCGUCAUCCUGAUCGCCAUCACCGCCUAUCGAAUUCCUUCCACGAUCUCCCGUCGCUCCUCCCAGCAAUACCGAUCGUUGUUGGCAUCUCUGGAAAUCCUGGCUGCGGCGGGUGUGUCCAACGCCAUUGCCAUUGGCAGUUUCAUCCGCGACAAAGGUGUCAAGAAGGCCAAAUUCCGCAUCGCCUCCUUCGACGAAGCCAGCUCCAUGGGCCGCACACCUACCCGGACACGAACUCGAUCUAUGACCCAUCAUCACUGGGGGUCUGAUGAAGAUCUGGCCAGAAGUGUUGGUGUAUCAUUACCUCCGUUGCUGAGACACGGAACUACGCUGGACCCAAGUCCUCGACCCGCGGAGGUCGCUCUGCCCAACCACAACAGUGACGUGGAGUCUGGUCCUGGUCAUCACAACCCGACAUUUAGUUUGCGAUGGAAUUUUGCAGAAGCAUCGCGCGAACGAAAGAGAAGGAAAUCCAUGGAGAGUAUGACCAGCACGUCCACCGACAUCAAGCUCGAAGACCUGAACAGGCUGGACGCUACAAAGACUCACCCCGACAGGCCAAUCAGCCCUGGAUACAAGGAGCCCGAUACGCCGAGCAGGAUAGGGUUCUUCGAUGUUGGCGGUCUUGUCGAUCGGCCGGCGAAUGGGUCACCGUCUACUCUCUCGCGACAGGCGUCGCUCAUUGAAUCGACACGUCGAGUUUCCUCGCCCAACUAUCAAGGAAGUCGAUCAGGGUCUAAGGCGUUCCUGACCGACAUUGGAGGUCUUCUUUCGAGGCACGGACAUAUCCAUGAAGAAGAGGAACUGCGGUCGCCUUCCAUAUCCGCCGGCAGGAAGCGAAGUAGCCCCAGCGUAUCGCCCAUAAAGCCGGACAGCAGAAAAGUCUCGCGGAGCAGUCGACUCCCUUCACGACAGGAAGACGCCGAACCUCCAGCACGACCGAGAGGACCUGACGAUCUGAAUAUUUCGGAUGCGGGUGGCCUCUUACGACCAUGA
This is a messenger RNA of Capronia coronata CBS 617.96, 1698 nucleotides long. RefSeq lists its product as uncharacterized. The transcript has a single exon. NCBI's taxonomy places the organism in Eukaryota, Fungi, Ascomycota, Eurotiomycetes, Chaetothyriales, Herpotrichiellaceae. The record is from RefSeq and is a predicted model, not a curated record. Bases 1 to 1698 code for a protein of 565 amino acids.